Messenger RNA from Aspergillus calidoustus, 3519 nucleotides. The record is from the annotation of a GenBank genome assembly. Lineage: Eukaryota; Fungi; Ascomycota; Eurotiomycetes; Eurotiales; Aspergillaceae.
AUGCUAGAGCGAACCGCAGGAUGCAUUGAAAGCGCAGGGCGCCGUUUCCUCCGAGGUCCCGGGCAACAUGCUGGUGCCAUUUCCGACUAUUCACACUGGCAAUUUGCGCCUCGGCGCGCACCGCGACAAGGACGCUCAGAUCCACCUGGCUCUCCGGCCACAGCUGACAUUCGGGCUCCAUUUCUCCAUUUUCUAUAUCCAAUUGGAACCCAAGAAUUCAUCGUCACGCGCUUGCUGCGCUCAUCAAGGAGCGUUUUCUCCCGGAGAAGGAAGCGGAGUGUCCCUAACAAUACCCGGUCGUAUACCUCCGAAGCUGCAGUUCAUCAACCGGUGGAGAGACGUCAAGCCGUUGGCACCUCUGGCACAGAACUUUUGAAACCACGGACCAUCUCGGCUGAAGAUGCACUUGUCGAAUUACUCAAUGAGGGGAUUACCGGCCAAACCGAUGAAGCAUGGAAACUCUGGAUGGCCGCUGAUCACCGGCUUGACUUGAAUCGAACCUUUCUCGCGCAGCUCAGCAAUACUGGAAAUCGAGAAGACCAUACAAGGGCCAAAAUCGUUUGUGAAUCAAUACCUGAACAUCUGCGGUCAAGUGAUGAUUACUUGCAUCUUAUAUUGUCGUCUCUCGCAUUCGGGCAACCAGGUGCAGUGAAAAGACUCUGCGAGGACACGCUGAAGGGCAAAGACCUGACGCACUGGGCAUACAUCCUAGCCCAUUUUGUGAAUAACUCUCAAUGGUCUCUUGCCGCUGAGAUUUGGGAAGCCAGGACUUCGCUUUCAGUGAAUAUCGAUGAGGAAGGGGAGCUCUGGCUAAGAAGCCUUCUGUUACCCUCAUACGAUGCGUUUGGCGUGCCUAAAUCCACGAAUCCCUUUCUCAAUACUUCGUCGCUUUUCCCGAACUUGCUCGACCUUACUCGGACCCUCGAAAACUCUGGGAACAGUGCGUCAACAGAGUCUUUCCCACCACUGUAUUGCCUUGCCCGUUUUCUCGUCCAGUUUGUCUUUAAGUCUCGCACUGUGGUCCGAAAUAUGUCUCCGCCAAUCCUCUACUCCCUGGCCAAAGUCUCGUAUUCCGCGGGGCUGAUCAAUAUACGGCACUGCUACGAUAUAAUGCGUAUCCUUCUGGCUGCCAAGACAGAGUCAGACGUCCGUCGUGCCGUGUCUCUUUUCCAGAAGUGCCGCUCGCUGGUCAGCGACGAGGCACCCGCCGUCGACCUCUUUGAUCUUUUCUUUAUAAGGUUCAGGAAUUUCCGGAUCACAGACUUCGUUGAGUAUUUCCUUGAUCAGUACACUCAUUUCUGGGGAAAGCCAAGCCGGAGAUCAUAUGGGGAAGCGCUUGUUACCCUGUCUCGAGCCCGUGAUGUAACGAAAGCCCAGACAGUAUUCCAAAAAAUGCUCUCUCACUACGAGCCGGUGACGUCUAAAGAUCUGACGCCGCUUCUGAAUAUGCAUGCAUCGGCUGGUGAAGUGGAGAAAACCUUGGUCGAGUUUGAGAAAAUAUCCGAGGACUGGAACCUUGAGCCAGGCACCAUGUGCUGGAACAUCACACUUACUGCAUAUGCAAAACGUUCUGACUUGCACGGAUGCUUCCAGCGCUUCAAGCUGAUGACCGAACGAGGUGUACGGCCGAAUCACUACACGUAUGGUAUUUUGCUGGGGCUAUGUGGCAAGCGUGGUGAUCUCAAAAUAAUCAGCGAGUUGUUGGCUUCUGCCAAAGAGCAGGAACUCAAGUUGACAACUGCCAUGCUCGAUCCGAUUGUGGAAGCGUAUUGCAAACACAAGGACUUUGCGAUGGCAGAACGAAUUGCAGAGCAAUGUCUCAGCCUAAAAUUGUCGGGUUCACGAACGAGAAUGUGGAAUAUAAUAUUAUGGAACUACGCGCAGAGGCUGGACUUGAAAUCGAUAUCCAGGAUUCGAUCACGCAUCGAAUCUGCUGGAAUCACACCUGACGAUAUGACUUAUGCUGCAAUUACGUUAACCCUGUCUCUUUUGGGUGACACUGAGUCUGCCCAUCGUAUUGUUAAAACGCUUCAUCAGAGCGGCAAAAUGCAUCUCACGGAGUUACAGUUUGCUAUCCUUCUUUUGGGUUACGUGAAGCAAAAGAAUAACGACAUGAUACUCGCCACCUUCAAGCAGUUGCAAGCACGGUUUAGGGAUCCUCAGGGCGGUUUAAGCGAGGAGAUUCAGCUCUUAAGGCAACAACUCCAGCGGGACUUGGUGACCAUGCAUUCCCAAGGUGAUGCGAACGCCGGUUUCAAAUUCACAGAGAAGUUUCUCUCCGAACUUAUCGCAAAAUGCAAUCCUGUUUAUGUUGAAAAAACCAAAAAGCUGGCGGGUAUCGGCGGUCAGCAGCGCCCUCGUCGUAUUGCAGACAGGCAACCUACGCUUGAUGAGGGUGAGGAAACCGCAAUGGAGUCGAUGCCUAUUGGUUACGAAUUACAGGAGCCUCGUCGUCACGCCGAAGGGUAUAAGCAAGAACAUCCGUUUCGCUCCAUGAUGCGAUCUGCAAGGAAGGGUUGGAUUGACGAUGUUGAGCGGAUUUGGAAGAACUAUAUUGCAAUCAAAGGUUGCCCGGACUCACUCGAUUACGCUCCCUUCCGGAUGCUCGUGACUUUCAUGAUCGCCCAUGCGACUGCAAAUAAUCACCAGAUGGUGGAUGAAAUCUGGAGAAUGGCCUAUCGUCGAGCACUAAAAAUGGCACUACCCCUCGGCAGCACUCAGUUGCCUGACCAGACAUCCGCCACUGGUCUUAGUACGUCUCGAGCUUUGCCACAAGAUAGCAACAAAGACGAGAGCGAUUCUGUUAGCGAGGGGUAUACGAUAGAAGAGCCACUUCCAAAAUACUCCUCCCCGAUCCUUCGCGUGUACCGUUUCUUGCUGACCCGACAUUUGUCGGCUUAUAUGUGGUCUUUGCGCAGAAGGCGCGAAAUAUCUAAGAUCAGGCAACUGAUAGCAGAUGUCGAAGCUGCUGGGUUUUCGCUGACAACAUUCAACUGGUCUACAUACGUUCAAGUGCUUGCGACAUCCCAGGAGUACGCAGACAUUGUUGAAGCGUUUAGGAUCUUUGAGGAAAGAUUCAUGCCCAAUUUUCCCGGUUCCUGGGACAACAUGAUGCGUGCAAAAGGUUUCAAGCACUCCGGUGUCUCUGAUGCUAUUCACUUGCUCGACCGCAGCCGACCAUCGAAUUUUCUAGGUGGAAUCACCAGGAAAUACUGGCUUAAACAGAACCCAGAUUAUAUGCAGCCAACCAUGGUUACGAUGCUGCAGCUCGCUACGAGUCUUUCUCGAGUACGAGAAAAUAGCGUCAAGGCUGGAAUGGCUGAAUACCAAGAGCUCUACAAAAUCGCACCGCGCACUAUCGAUCGACUCGCGAAGAUGCCGAUCAGUCGACGGCAAUCGCGCGCUCGCAAAGCAUUACUCGGUAGAGGGCGCCGUGGUCCACAAUUUACUGUCGUCAAACUCCGGCCUGGUUGGACAAGAAAUCGAAUAUUCAGACCCAAGAGUAUAGGUCCAACCUAG